Messenger RNA from Sebastes umbrosus (honeycomb rockfish), 3774 nucleotides. It is a transcript of the gene dbn1, whose product is annotated as drebrin 1. Gene Ontology annotation, molecular function: actin filament binding. Gene Ontology annotation, cellular component: dendrite; postsynaptic membrane; actin filament. The record is from RefSeq and is a predicted model, not a curated record. NCBI's taxonomy places the organism in Eukaryota, Metazoa, Chordata, Actinopteri, Perciformes, Sebastidae. Gene Ontology annotation, biological process: neuron projection morphogenesis; postsynaptic actin cytoskeleton organization; regulation of actin filament polymerization. The coding region runs from base 116 to 1939 and encodes 607 amino acids. The transcript has 15 exons.
UCUUCCUCCUCCUCCUCCUCCUCCUCCUCUCUGUCCUCUCCCUGGUCUCAUUCCGUGUCUCUCUCUCCAUCAGCAGCGAGCAGGUCUGGAUGCUUGCAGAGACAGAAACAGAAACAUGGCUGUGAAUCUGGGCAAGAACAGACUGGAGCUGCUGACCGCCUACCAGGACGUCAUAGACGAGACUUCAGACACCGACUGGGCCUUGUACACAUAUGAGGAUGACAGCAAUGAUUUGACGCUGGCAUCAUCAGGAGGCGGCGGUCUGGCAGAGAUCACGCUGACCUUUGACAGCGCCAGGGUGAUGUACGGCUUCUGCAGCCUGAAGGAGCCCACCGCCGCUCUGCCACGAUACAUCCUCAUCAACUGGGUCGGCGAAGACGUGCCGGAUGCCAGGAAGUGUGCCUGUGCCAGCCACGUCGCCACCAUCGCAGACUUCUUACAGGUCAGACCCACCAUGGGGGUGGAGGUCACCGUCAACGCCAGCAGUCUGGACGACAUCGACCCGUUAGCCAUCGGGCAGCGGCUGACCAACGGGACGGCGGUGGUGGCGAGCCCGGUCCUGAGCCGCCUGAAAACCAGAGAGGAGGAACACGCAGACGUGGGCACAGUGUACGAGAAGACCAACGCAGAGGUGGAGAUGAAGAAAAUCAAUAGAGAGGAGUUUUGGGAGCAGGCCAAGCGCGAGGAGGAGGUGAGGAAGGAGGAGGAGAAGAAGAAGGUGGCAGAGGAGCGGCAGCGCUUCGAGGAGGAGCGAAUGGAGCUGGAGAAGAAAGAGCAGGAGAGCCGAGAACAGCGGUACCGCGAGAGGGAGACGCAGAUCGAGGAGCACAGGAAGAAGCUGCUGGAGGAGGAAGAGGCCAAAGAGAGGUUGCGGAACCAGACCGCCAUAGCAACAGAGCCGAGCCUCGAUGACCUGAACCUGGACAAGAAGGAGACUGAGGUAGAGGAGGCGAAGGCCAUCAUCGCUCAGCGGUCGGGAAACCCUCGAGAGUUUUUCAAGCUGAAGGAGAGAGCCAUGACCAUCAGUGUCGACACCUCACCCGUCUCCGUCCACAGGCCCGGCCGUUUGGACAGCCCGUUCUUGAGGCAGCAGCACAGUCCCAGCAGCCCCAGUCCGACCCCCCCGCCCCGGGGCGCGUCGCCCCUCCGCACCCCGCCACACGCACGGACGCAGCCCACCGCUGCAGCCGGGGACGAUGAAGGAAGCACAGAGCGCAACAUGGCCUCCGUGUCGCCCAUUCCUAAAAUAGUCACCACGUCCAUCAAAGAGGACUUCUGCAGGGAGGACGAGGAGGACUGCAGAGACGAGUGGGAUUCGGUGCCAAAGAAGGAGCAGCAAGCGCUGGUCCAGGAGUCGGCGCCCAUCAAGCCCGUGCAAAGCGUCGCCCCGCAGGCCCGCGACUCCUCCGGCUUCUCCGCGUGGGAGUCCGGGAACGACAGCCUGGUCAACCUGUGGGACAGCAGCUCCGGCCCUGACCCCAACGCCUCCCCGACCUCCAAUCUGGUGGACCUGAUGGGCGACGGCGGCGUCCCGCCCAGCACCCCCACCGCCGCCGCCAAGCCUCAGCCGCUCCUCAGCUUCGACGAGAUGAUGGACGCGACCUUCUGCUCGGCCGGCACCGCCGAGGACGACCCCGCCAGUCUUGUGGACGUGAUGGGCUCCGACCAGAUGACCCUCAGCUACCAGCAUGCACUGCAGCAUGCAUCCGGGGAGGGGAAGGAGAUCGAGGACGGACAGCGGCUGAUGACCAACGGGGAGACGCUGCUGAAAGAAGGGACUCAGGCCAGCGAGGGCUAUUUCAGCCAAUCACAGGAGGAUGAAUUCGGCCAAUCAGAUGAGUCCUCGGCUAAGCCUGCGCCGGUCUUUUAUAAUAAGCCACCAGAGAUUGACAUUACGUGCUGGGACACGGACCCCGUGGUCGACGAUGACGACGACUAACCGGCCAAUCGGACACACCGCCAACCGGACCAAGAGGAAGUAGGAAGUGCGCUUCAUGAAGAAACGAUUUUUUUUCUAAAAAACAAAAACACAAACAAACAAAAAAAAAGUAAUAAUAAUAAUAACAACAAAAUCUUGCAUCAAAACUACUUCUGUAUUAUCUUUUAGAGGAAAACAAAACAGUAGCCACCGAGAAAAAAAAACAAAAAAACAGCUGGGGUUUGAGUUAUCGUUAAAGACGGUUCGUUAAAGACGGUUCGAAGGCUCAGUUAUGGGUUUCUUUCUGUGUGUUUGUUAUUUUAUUUAUUUGUUUUUCUUUCUUUUUUUGCUAUGCAGAUGUAAUAGCUGGGAGCGGGGGGGUGGGAGGGGAACUUCUGUUUGUGUAAAUGAUUUAUUACACAUUAACGUAGCGCACUGCUGCAUAUUAGAGACAAUGAAGCCCGGUGUGUGGCAGGCAGCCGACGCACCUAGUCUGUAGUGCUUUAUAUAACACCCUAUAAACUAAUAACAGUGGAUCAUUACAGCUGCCAUGUAUAUCUUCACUCUUCUUUUUUCUUACCUCUUUUUUCACCUUUUCCUUCUGCCUUCCUCUCAAACAUAUACAGAAUUAUUCACCUCUGCAAGUCAGUUAAUCUUGUAUUUAGCCCUCGAUUUACGGGGAAAAAGGUGAAACAUUUUUAUUUAUUCUGGUGCAUCUUUUCACUUAAGAAAUUCUCAAAAUGAAAUUAUAGUAAAACAAAAUCAAGUGGCUCCGUUUUUACCUUUUUCGCUCCUUUUUUUGUAUGGUUUAAAAAAGACUGAAUUCAAGAUUAAAUGGCUUGUAACUCUGAUUGCUUUUUUUUCCAGUGCACUUUUAUUUUCUUCUUCUGCCUCCUUGUGGAUGAACUGCAGCUUCUCAAUCAAACCCUCCCCCUCUGGUUCCUCAUCAUUUUUCACCACACUUAUAUAAGAAAAGAGCUCUCUUUUUCUGCAUCUAAACUAGAUGAAUAUACUGUAGAUAUUUUUCCAACAGUUUUGUAGGAGUUCGGCUUCGAGGUAAUUAACACGAAGCCACCUAAUUAAUGAAUCCUUUGUAUGAUUCUACUGAAAUUUCUCCAAAAGAUAAUACUUUUUCCAGCAGGCCCGUCAUAACGUGGGCAUUUUGGGGAGGUUUGGGAGGCAGGACGCCCUACCCCCUUUUCCUCAGAGAUUAAUUUCACUGUUCCACUCAGACAGAGGCUGAGUUAGAUCCUGGAUGACAGAGGGGGGGGGGAGGAAACAGCUGGAAGCGAACUUGGGCCACACGAUGUUUUGCAAAUAUUAUUAUUUUUUGGGGCUUUGUUUUAAUCUGCAUGGAGAACCAGAUGUUCACGAUCUAUCACAAGCUGUCAGAUCAAGUUUAUUUAUAUAUGCCAAAAGUUUGUCUCUUCACAGGGAAGAACUAUUACAGCAAAUCAAUAACCUUUUAAAUCGUGUGAGUAUAUCCUUCCUUCACCGCUGCUAGGGACUGAAAGUUAACAUCUGUCAGACCAUUUUAAUGCGUCUCUUUUACCCGUUCUCACCGCCAACUUAUCAAUGACUGCCGCUUGGUCAGUUCCCCUCGGCAUCAGAUACCGACGCACGGAGGCACCCUUUCAACUAAAUCCACAUUAUUUAGAUUCACGGGACUAACGACAGACGUGAGAAAAUUCAACGUUGUCUUUUAGUUUAGUCACCCACCACGACUCUCUCCCACCUAGCGGACUCUCACGCACUUUAUACUACGUCAGUUGCUCUGCCCGCAUAAUAUAUCUCACGUGAGCCGUUAGUCAGUCAAGUUAAAGCAUCAGUAGGCGAGAUCGGAGUAAAUAUGAUUU